Coccinella septempunctata (seven-spotted ladybird) is the source of this 1961-nucleotide messenger RNA. Its product is annotated as solute carrier family 35 member G1. Lineage: Eukaryota; Metazoa; Arthropoda; Insecta; Coleoptera; Coccinellidae. The transcript is spliced from 2 exons. The coding region runs from base 189 to 1223 and encodes 344 amino acids. Gene Ontology annotation, cellular component: membrane. The record is from RefSeq and is a predicted model, not a curated record.
UUUAACCUCACUUUAUUGACAACUAUUCAAGGUGGCCUUUAAAUGAGAAAGAAAUCAAUUAAUUAUUAAAAGAAUAGCAAAUUCUCGAAAUGACACAAGUUUAUAAUGAGCCACUUUUAUGUCUUCUUUAAUGGAAAUAAUAUAUUCACAAUUAGACUGAUACGGAAGCAGUAUUGUGAAAAAAAAGGAUGUCCGAUAGCGUGGAACUCCAACAAUUAGUUGCUGAGGAUGAAAACGAUCAACCUGAUAUUGAGAAAAAUAAAUGGACUUUAAGUAAUUUUCAGUGCCCUUAUCUGGGGUUGAUAUUGGCAACGCUAAGUUCUCUCUUUUUUUCAUUAUGCUCUGUAAUAGUUAAAUUUACAACUGAUAUAGACCCAAUGGCUCUUGCCGCAUAUAGAUAUUUGGGUGUGUUAUUACCAGCUAUUCCUAUUGUGAUAUAUCGUCAGGAGGAAAUAUUGCCUAAAGGGAAAAGAAUUAUACUCUUUUUGCGAUCUUUUACAGGAACGGCAGCUUUGAUGUUGAGCUUUUAUGCUUUCCGCCACAUGCCUUUAGCUGACGCAUCCGUGAUAGUAUUUUCUGUGCCAGUAUUCACAGCAAUUUUUGCUAAAAUGUUUCUUAAAGAACCUUGUGGAAUAUUCAAUAUAUUUUCUGUGAUUUUGACAUUAAUUGGUGUUGUCCUUAUAACACGACCUACUUCACUUUUUGGGAGUACUGUUGAAUCGUUGGGAAAUUCAAAUGAAAAGACGGAUAUCUGGGUUGGAGUAGCAGCGUUUUCCGCUACUUUAUUUGGUGCGAAUGCUUAUGUUUUAUUGCGAGCCUUGAAAUCAAUACAUUUUUCAGUUAUCAUGACAAAUUUUGGCUCAUUUGCUUUAGUCCAAUGUUUGAUGGUAAGCUAUUUUAUUGGCGCCCUGUGUUUGCCACCUUGUGGAUCCGAUAGAUAUCUUAUUGUUGCUCUAGCUGUCUUUAGUUUUCUUGGACAAAUUUUACUGACCAUAGCAUUACAAUUGGAGCAGGCUGGCCCAGUAGCCAUAGCAAGAAGCAGUGAUAUUGUAUUUGCUUUCAUAUGGCAAGUUAUGUUUUUCAAUGAGAUUCCCAACAUGUUUUCAAUCGGAGGGGCCAUUUUAGUUAUGAGUUCUGUUGUUUUAACGGGUUUAAGAAAGUGGAUACUUGCUUUACCUCAUGAUGCUAGUCUUCGAAAGAAACUUAAUGUAUUAACAAAAUGAGAACGUAUUACGUUCUAUUUUUGAUCAAAUUUAUUUUUAACUUUGUUUUAAUUAUUCUUCGAUUCAGUUCUCUUUCAUUUUCGUUUUUGAAUACUUCCAAUAGCUUAGCAGUUUUAUUAUUUUUUCAGGGUAAUUAAAUAUUCUAGUCACUUGUGUAUUGUGGACUGUUUCUAAUGUAAGUGAAACUAUUCUUAAAAUGUCUUAACUCUGUUUGCAAAUAGGAAAAAUAAUACCAAAUAUGAUAUGUAGAAAUAGUAAAACUUCUUUUUAGUUUAUGGGCAGAAAAAAAUGUUUUUUCUAGUGUUAUAGCAUUUUUUGAACUCGUACAUAUCAUGUAUGUACUUACUAUUCUGAGAAUGGAAAUAUGGGCAAUUCUUAUUAGUUUUAUUAUUACUCAUUUAAAGGUAUGAUCAAAUCAGUCUGUGCUUUGUUGAUAGAUGGGGCUCUUGAUAUGUUAGAAGAAGGGGUAUUACACAGACUUCCUUUUUUGCUAAAUGAAAAUAUGCAAUUGCUGUUCUAGUCAACCCAAUAUUUAUAGGUUUAUAUUUUUUGUUAAAGUUUUUCAGAACUGAUAUUCAGUUUUAUGAGAUAACCUAUUGUGUAUGAUUAAGUUGGAUCUCUGUUUUCUAGUCAUUUUAUCAUUGUAAGUUGAAAUUUAGUCUAGUCAUCUGUACCUAGUAUAUAAUUUAUAAGGAAACAUUUUUAUUUUCAGUGAAUAAAGAGGUUUAUAGCAAACAA